Molecule: messenger RNA, 2459 nt
Organism: Heterocephalus glaber (naked mole-rat)
Lineage: Eukaryota; Metazoa; Chordata; Mammalia; Rodentia; Bathyergidae
Gene: Ccn3
Product: cellular communication network factor 3
Biological process (GO): positive regulation of cell differentiation; chondrocyte differentiation; signal transduction
Cellular component (GO): extracellular region; extracellular matrix
Molecular function (GO): integrin binding; heparin binding
Source: RefSeq, a predicted model, not a curated record
GGCGCCGCCGCCAGCCCGACGGGGACCUGGGCGCGCGGUGCCGGUGCCGAGCCCCGCCUGCAGAGUCCGGCCGUCCGCGGGCGCGAGGAGAAGCCUGAGCAUGCGGAGCGCGCAGAGCAUGAGCCACCGGGGGCAGAAGCGCAGCCUCUGCCUGGCCGUCCUGAGCCUCCACCUCCUGGGCCAGGUCUCCGCCACCGCGCGCUGUCCCUCCCCGUGCCCGCGCCAGUGCCCCGCGCCGCCACCCUCCUGCGCCCCUGGGGUGCGCGCCGUGCUGGACGGCUGCGCCUGCUGCCCCGCGUGCGCCCGCCAGCGCGGCGAGAGCUGCUCCGAGCUGGCGCCCUGCGACCCGAGCGCCGGGCUCUACUGCGACCGCGGCGCGGACCCGCGCAACCAGACCGGCGUCUGCAUGGCGCUAGAAGGAGACAACUGUGUGUUCGACGGGGUCAUUUACCGAAGCGGAGAGAAGUUCGAGCCCAACUGCCAGUACCACUGCACCUGCAGAGAUGGGCAGAUCGGCUGCGUGCCCCGCUGCCAGCUGGACGUGCUGCUGCCCGGGCCCGACUGCCCGGCUCCCAGGAAAGUGGCGGUUCCUGGAGAGUGCUGUGAGAAGUGGACUUGUGGCCCAAAUGAGGAGGGGACUCUGGGAAGCCUCGCCCUUCCAGCCUACAGGCCAGAAGCCACAGUGGGAGUCGAAGUCUCCGACUCCAGCAUCAACUGCAUUGAGCAGACCACGGAGUGGAGCGCAUGCUCCAGGAGCUGCGGCAUGGGCCUCUCCAGCCGGGUCACCAACAGGAACCAUCAGUGUGACAUGGUGAAGCAGACUCGGCUCUGCAUGGUGCGGCCCUGUGAAGCAGAGCCCGAGCAGCCCCCAGAGAAGAAGGGAAAAAAGUGCCUCCGCACAAAGAAGUCACUGCAGGCCAUCCACCUGCGGUACGAGAACUGCACCAGCCUGCUCACCUACAAGCCCAGGUUCUGCGGGGUCUGCAGCGACGGCCGGUGCUGCACUCCCCACAACACCAAAACUGUCCAGGUGGAGUUCCAGUGCUCGCCAGGGCAGGCCGUCCAGAAGCCAGUCAUGGUCAUCAGCACCUGCACCUGCCACACCAACUGCCCCCAGAACAAUGAGGCUUUCCUCCAGCAGCCGGAGCUGAAGGCCAGUGGAGGGGAAAUAUAAGAAACGCCUGCAGUGGCAAACUAGCUGCUGUUGACCCCCCAUCAAAUGAAUAUAAGAGGAAAAAUGAAGACCCAUUGCUGAAUACUUGAGUGCUGUGUAUUUUUCUGUGAUCAUAUGAGCUCACAUGUAUCUGUCUUUUGUUUAAUGAAAGGUAUUCCCACUGUAAACUUGGAAUCCAGGGAAGCUCAGGAUAUGGCUUAGGAAUGACUUACUUUCCUGUGAUGUUUAUUACAAAUGCAAAUUUCUAUAAAUUUAAGAAGUCAGAUAUAUGAUUUCCUUUGUAGACUCUAUCACGUGACACUCAUCCUAUUUUGUCGUGCACUAAUGCAAUUCCCAGAAAAUGUCACUGUAGUAAAUGACAUGGUGAAGUCUAGGACCAUACUGAACAUGUCAUCAUACAAAUAUUUCACCAUGUUUGGGGUUUAGCUUAUUGGUUUCCCACUGGGCUUCCUUCAGGCAUAGGUCAGCUCUGCACUUGAAGGCCAAGACCCCAAGAAACAUACAACUCUUCAACAUGAAGUCCAGAAGCUGUUAUUCUAUUCACCUGUAUGCUAGGAAAUGUGCUGUACCUACAGCAGUGAGGCAUUUGUUAAUUAAGUGACUGGUUAUGUACUUCCUCCACUUCAGAUAAACUGACUCCUUUCCUCUAGAAAGAAGCUCAACAGAAACUCCCAAUGCCUAAAUGACUGGACCCUCAAAGCCCAAGCACCUCUGUAUACUGCAGGCUGUGAGGCUCACUAGUGUUUUAGUUCAGCAGAAGCAAAAGAGAUCAGCAGGGAUCCUCUCAUCAGUAAGUAAACUGAGGCUCAGAGCACUGAUUACAACCUCUGAUGACUUUCCCAUGUGCUUUAUGUGGAAUUUUGAAGAAAAAGGGAGACAAAACCAACAUGAUUGUGAUGGCGAAAGAUCACAAAUUUUGUGAGAGUUUAUAGUAUUUAGACAUGUCCCAAAUUCAUCCUUGGGCUCUAAUUAUGAAAACACAAACAACAUAAACAUACUUACAUGUAUCUAUGAGGUCAGGCUUAUAAGAUAGGCUGCAAAAUUAAGGCUAUUCAUUCCUCCAAUGUCACCAUGUGUUCCAUUUUUAUCUCCUUUAAAGUAUUUAUGAAAAUGUAAGUUAUGCAUUUUGUAAAAUAUUCUUUUUAAUGUCUCUACUUGUCGGAUAAGACCUAAAAAGCAUGAUGUUAUCAAUCUGUGACUCUGGUACUACUUUUGUGCUUCCAAGGUUGGUAUGGUUGUUUACUGAAAAUAAAAAUUUAUGAAUUAAAUAAAGCAUCGAUCUGUA